AUGCUGCACAAAUACCUCCUUUUGCCACUGCUGGCAUCUUACGGAGCAGCCGUCACUAUCUCAGUCGCGAAGUCUGGCGGCAAUGCCACUUCGGGUCUGCAAUAUGGUGCAAUGGAAGAGGAAAUUAACCACUGCGGUGAAGGAGGUCUCUAUGCCGAAUUGAUUCGCAACAGGGCUUUCCAGGGUAGUUCUAAAUUCCCUUCAUCGUUGGACGCCUGGACUGCUGCUGGAGAUUCCUCGCUUUCCCUCAAGAACCUGACCGAUCCCUUGUCCACCGCUCUCCCGACCUCUGUCAAUGUCAAGGGAAGCGGCACGGCUGGUCUUAUCAAUGCAGGCUUCUGGGGCAUUGAUGUGCGCCCCCAGAAGUACAGUGGAUCCUUCUAUGUGAAGGGUUCAUACAAGGGGUCAUUCACGGCCUCUCUCCUAUCGCCCAGUGGAAAGGUCUUGGCCACCACCAAGGUUACCUCAAAGAGUAAGGCAGACUCGUGGGUGCAGCACAGCUUCACCCUUACCCCGAAGUCUAAGAGUUCUGAUAAAAAGAACACAUUCUCUUUGACCUUCGACGGCUCUAAAGCAUCGAGUGGCUCGCUCGACUUCAACCUGAUCAGUUUGUUCCCCCCUACAUGGAAUGAUCGUCCCAAUGGCAUGCGCAAAGACUUGAUGCAGGCCAUGAAGGAUAUGGGUCCCACUUUCCUCCGCUUCCCCGGUGGCAACAAUCUCGAAGGUGACACCAUCCCAGGUCGCUGGAAGUGGAAUGAGACCAUUGGACCCCUCAAGGACCGCCCUGGCCGUGCCACCACCUGGCAAUACCAGGAAACCCUUGGUUUGGGUCUCGUCGAGUACAUGGAAUGGUGUGACGAUCUCAACAUGGAACCUAUCCUCGCGGUCUGGGGUGGUCUUGCCCUGAAUGGUGAUCUGGUUCCUGAGUCCGAGCUCGACUUCUACGUGCAAGAUGCACUGAACGAGAUUGAGUUCCUGACUGGAUCCGUGGACACUGAGUAUGGUGCUUUGCGUGCUAAGAUCGGUCACCCAGAGCCCUGGAAGAUUAAAUAUGUCGAGGUCGGAAAUGAGGACAACCUCAACAACGGCUUGGCGUCAUACAAGGCGUACCGAUUCCCGGCAUUCUACAAGGCUAUCACCGCCAAGUACCCCGAUAUCCAGGUUCUGGCUUCAACCAUCGACAUGACUAUUCCUGGAACUGCCGGCGGUGAUUGGCAUCUGUAUGAUACCCCGGAUAACUUCAUUACCAAGUUCGACAUGUUCGAUAACUAUUCGAAGGAGCACCCCAUCCUGCUCGGCGAGAUUGCUGCUACCGAGCCAAACAACGGUGGUGCUGGCAUUGACUGGUCCAACACUCACUUCUCUCAAUACCCAUGGUGGAUUGGCUCUGUCUCCGAGGCUGUCCUGCUUUUGGGCGCUGAGCGCAAUGCUGAUAAGAUUAUUGGAACUACCUACGCUCCCUUCUUGAUGAACUUGGACAGCUACCAGUGGUCGCCGACAAUCCUCUCUUUCAACUCCAACCCUGAUGAGACAGCACGCUCAACGAGCUACCACAUUUACAGUCUGUUCAACCACAAUAUCAUGACCAACACCCUUCCAUCCACAUCCCCUGACGCCUUCGGCCCAUUGUACUACGCAACGGGUCUGGAUAGCAAGACCAACUCGCACAUCUUCAAGGCAGCAGUGUACAACAGUACUGCCGAUGUACCAGUGUCCCUGACCUUUGAAGGCGUCGGCCGUGGUACCAAGGCCGACUUGACCAUCCUGACCGCGCCCGAUGCCUUCACUAUGAAUGCUGUUGGCGGCUCUAACCUGGUCAAGAGCACGACCACCCACAUCAAGGCCGGCAAGAAGGGUGAAUUCAGCUUCAAGCUUCCCAAUCUCAGUGUUGCCGUGCUUUCUACCAACUAG
Messenger RNA from Penicillium salamii, 1911 nucleotides. Lineage: Eukaryota; Fungi; Ascomycota; Eurotiomycetes; Eurotiales; Aspergillaceae. The record is from the annotation of a GenBank genome assembly.